Molecule: messenger RNA, 1069 nt
Organism: Nicotiana attenuata
Lineage: Eukaryota; Viridiplantae; Streptophyta; Magnoliopsida; Solanales; Solanaceae
Product: protein BREAKING OF ASYMMETRY IN THE STOMATAL LINEAGE
Exons: 5
Coding region: 198-998 (266 amino acids)
Biological process (GO): regulation of asymmetric cell division
Source: RefSeq, a predicted model, not a curated record
UAACCGACUCAAUUCAUUAAUCAUUAUGAGAUAUAUACAACUGUAAUUCCCUCUCUUCAUGCUCCCAUGUCUUCACUCUCCUUUAAUUCUUUUUUUUCAAAUUCAAAAUCCCAUAAUUCCCUCUCCUUAACAUUCUCUCUUCAAGGAAAAACUUCCCUCAUUUUCCUCUCUUGAAUAUUGAAUAACAGCUCCACGAAAUGAGCAGUCCAUUCACAAUAACCAGGCUAGUAAGAUGGCGAAUUAAAGAUUGGGUAUCGUGCUUCUACGCGUGCAGGUUCCCUUUAGAGGAAGAAAAAGAUAUCUAUUGUUCUAUGUCGCCUCAAAAACCGAGUAGAAACAUGGUUUUCGACCCUAUUGGUGAUCAUAACAGAAAGAAGAACAGGAAAAAGUUGAAAAAGAAAAUGGAGAAGAGGAAAGAAUUUGUGGAAAUUUCAGCAGAAGGGAAGGCUGAAGAGGGAGGCGAUGACUCAAGCUGGCCUCGAUUCUCAGAAGAGGAUUAUAUAGUAUUUUGCUUUGAAGAUGAUGGAGGAAUACAUAUAGUGGAAGAUAAAAAAUCGGAGAAAUUUCAACAGAAAAUUGAUCAUGUUAACUUAAGCCCAAGGCCUGUUUGUAGGAAGCUUAAUUAUUUAGAGAAUGGACAAGAGUUCCAUCCUCACCGUCAAAAGAACAAGGUCAGUCCAGAUGGAGAAGAUAGCUAUGGUACAACUGAAGAAGAUAAUGAUGAAAAGGGUGAGGACGAAAUGGAAGAGGAAUGGCCCCCGGCUGUCGAUAAAGAGAUCAGUCACAUAGGUGAUGUUAGUGAAAACAAGACGAGUCCAUCUGCUGAAUCAAGUGAGUCUAAUGAUCACUCUAAUGGCAGCACUGGUUCCUUUGCCUUCCCUGUUUUGGGCUGGGAAUGGAUGGGCAGUCCAGCUCAAAUGCCGAAACCAGAGGAAGGCCCACGUUACGAGAAGCAUAAGGCUUGGACAUGCGUGCGUCAUCCCUGUUGCAGAUUUUGAUACCUUUUCCUACCCCUUUUCCCCUACGCGAUUUUCCUGUUGGAACUCAAACUGAUAAGAAUACAGAUCGU